Solanum stenotomum is the source of this 2041-nucleotide messenger RNA. Its product is annotated as protein REVEILLE 1. NCBI's taxonomy places the organism in Eukaryota, Viridiplantae, Streptophyta, Magnoliopsida, Solanales, Solanaceae. The transcript is spliced from 6 exons. Gene Ontology annotation, molecular function: DNA binding. The record is from RefSeq and is a predicted model, not a curated record. The coding region runs from base 337 to 1740 and encodes 467 amino acids.
UGAUUCAACAACUUUGAUGUUGUGUUUGGUGAGGAUAAGGAUGAAAUUUUCCAUCUUUAAAGGGGAAAAGUUGAUUCUGGGGUUGUAAAAGUGAACAGGUGGGUCUGAAGAGGUACAGUUCUUUAUUGGGGUUGUUAGAUCGUGUGAUUUCUUGGAAUAUUGGAGCUUAAUACGGACUGAAUUUGAAGGUGACUGUUGAUAAUUCUGGGUCUUGGGAACUGAGGAGAAUUGAUUGGGUAAAACUGGGUUUCUUCUAUUUUAAGGGAAAGUAAAAACUUUGGCAGCAGUUGUUAGUGAUUUUGGCUCAUCAAGGAGUAGUGAUUUGAUUCAGCAGAAAUGACUAUAGGGGAUCAAAGUGAGUCGGACACGAUACUUCCAAGUAGGAAUAGAAUGUCAGUUGAUGUGGGAGCUCGCAUCCAGAUGGAAGAGCAAGUUAUUCCAGGAGAAGAAUAUGCUCCUAAGAUAAGAAAACCAUACACCAUUUCAAAACAAAGAGAGAGGUGGUCAGAGGAAGAGCACAAAAAGUUCCUUGAAGCAUUAAAGCUUCAUGGUAGGGCAUGGCGACGUAUAGAAGAGCAUGUGGGAACCAAAACUGCAGUUCAGAUUAGAAGCCAUGCUCAGAAGUUCUUUUCAAAGGUUGUUCGUGAAUCGAGUAAUGGUGAUGCAAGCUCUGUGAAAUCCAUUGAGAUCCCACCUCCUCGGCCUAAAAGAAAACCGAUGCACCCUUAUCCACGGAAAAUGGCAACUCCACUUAAAAGUGGAACCCUGGCUUCAGAGAAAUUGAAGAGGUCUGGUUCACCUGAUCUCUAUCUCUCCGAGCCAGAGAAUCAGUCUCCUACCUCUGUGUUGUCUGCCUUUGGUUCAGAUGCAUUUGGCACGGUGGAUUCCACUAAGCCAAGUGAGCAGUCAUCACCCGUUUCAUCAGCUGUCGCUGAGAAUUCUGGUGAUCUUGUACUUUCUGAACCAUCCGAUUUCAUUGUAGAGGAGAGCAGAUCUUCACCUGCCCGAGCUUAUACUAGUUCAAAUCCGGCCAAUCAGGCUUGUGUGAAACUAGAGUUGUUUCCUGAAGACAAAGAUUUUGUGAAAGAAGGCUCGGAUGAGGCAUCAUCUACACAGUGUCUGAAGUUGUUUGGUAAAACCGUAUUAGUCACUGAUGCUUAUAUGCCUUCUUCAACUUCUGGCCAAAUAUCACUGACAGAUGAGAAUGAUGAGCCAGCAUCACGGACGUUGCCUCGAAGCUCCUUCCCUGCAAACUGGGAUUCAGAAUGUCCCCGAAGUACCUUUUCUAUCGUCCCUCCUACGCCAUCAUAUUACUUUCCCACACCAAAUGGAAGUCCAGGGCCUAACCAAAGUGACUCUUCUACUCCUCUUUUGCCAUCAUGUGCAUCAUCUGCUGCAGCAGUUCGUUGCACUCAGGUGCAUAACCCAAUUCCAAUGAAGGGACGUCCACUCUUUAAUGACAGAGAUUUGGAAGGAAAGGAAACUCAAAAGGAAGGGUCUUCCACCGGCUCCAACGCAGAGUCAGUAGAUGCAGAGUUGAGUGGAGACAAGAAUUUGGAAAUUGAAGCUCAGAGUAGUAGUCGAAAUCUGGUAGAAGAGUCGGUUAGAGGCAGUUUGUUUGAACGAAGAGCAAAUUCCACAAAGCGUGUGAAGGGUUUUGUUCCAUAUAAGAGAUGUUUAGCUGAAACAACAUUAACUGGGGAAGAAAGAGAGGAGCAACGAACCCGGUUAUGUUUGUAGUUACUUGCUUGUGCUUGUUUAGUUUGUUUGUAAAGGUUAGCACAUAUCCUUUUUUGGUUCUAAUUAAUUAUAAUAUCCGUUUGCCGGAUAACUGGAUGAAGAUAAGCAACACCAUGGCAGCAAAGGCCCUCUAGUUUUUGCUGAAUGGCAGAAGCAGUCUUCGUAAUUUUUCUGAAUCAAUUGUUCAAAUGUAUGUUGAUAAAUUAAGUCUUGCAACUUCAUCUCAUCACUUGCACUUUUGGCAGAUGAGCUAACAAUCUUUGUAACUCUACUCUUUCCAAGUAAUGAAUGCUCACUUAUC